AGCAAGCAGCAGGAAAUCAUGAGCCUUCUCGCCCUGGUCGUGGUCGCCGUCGCCCUCGCGGCAGGACUUCCCUCUACGGUUGAGGGAGGAAAAGAAGCACCUAUGAUGGACAACAUGCAUGCUAUGCCUUCUGGCUUGGUGGUCCAAGUCCAGCAGAAGGUCAACACCGAUGACUGUUGCGAGGAAAAGGAGAAUAUGAAUGAUGUGGAUGAGAUGAGAGAAGAGAAGAAUAAGGAUGACAUGCAUGAGAGAGAAGAGACGCAUGGGACGCAGACACACACAACUACUACUCAUAGGCCGCAUUAUAAUGUGCAUUAUGUAAGUCCUUCUAAGUAGACGCUGCCAGCAUCAUGAAAAGCUCCUGUGAAAAAA
Messenger RNA from Penaeus monodon (black tiger shrimp), 372 nucleotides. RefSeq lists its product as uncharacterized. NCBI's taxonomy places the organism in Eukaryota, Metazoa, Arthropoda, Malacostraca, Decapoda, Penaeidae. The coding region runs from base 19 to 336 and encodes 105 amino acids. The record is from RefSeq and is a predicted model, not a curated record. The transcript is spliced from 4 exons.